AACGUUUUCAUAUAUUUUUAAGAGGCUUUGUCAUAGAUCAACUAUACAUUUUUCUAUAUGAUUAGAUUCUUCGAAUGACAUCGUAUACAAAUGCUAUUGAUUGGUGGGGUAUUGGUAUUGUUAUGUAUGAAUGUCUUGUUGGUCGAUUACCAUUUGCUGAUAGUAAAAGUCAAGAUGGUCUGUUUCAAAAAAUUCUUAAUCAUGAACCAAUAUAUCCACCUAAUUUAUCACCUGCUGCACUUGAUUUAAUUAAACGAUUUUUAAUAAAAGAACCAACUGAACGUAUUGGUUCAGGUAUAGAAGAUGUUCGUGAAGUUGAACGUCAUCCAUUCUUUGGUAAUAUACCAUUUCGUUUAUAUGAAGAGAAAAAAGUUCCACCACCGUUUAAACCAGAACUUGAUUCAGAUACAGAUACACGUUAUUUUGAUGCAGAAUUUACAAAUGAACCAGUUUGUGUAACACCACCUGGAAGUACUGAAUCUAUCAAUGCACUUGGCAUGUCAGAUGAUGCAUUUGAACGUUUUACAUAUGUUGGCAAUGAUGGUUUAAGUCAUAUUGCAUCACGAUCAGUUUUAUCAAUGGCAUCAUCAAAUGCCGCACGUUCCCAAUCAAAUAUAUAUUUAGAUGAUCCUGAUUAUUAUCAUCAUAAUCGUGAAAAUGUUCAUAAUUUACCAACACAAUAUUCCGUAUCAACAAUGCAUAUGCCAUCAAUGGGUGCUGAUAUAUCAUCAACACUUAAAAGUGCAACAAGUAUGCAACAAUUAAAAGGUUCAGAAAUGAAAAUGACGAAUGAAUCUGAUGAUAUGAAUGAUCAACAAAAAAUGAAUAUUGAUCAAGAUCAUACACACCACCACCACCAACAACAACAAUCAGUUACAUCAAUACCAGAAAUUUAUGAACAACAAUUAAUGAAUGAACGUCUUAUGUGUAUACAACAAUUAAUGGGUAGUGGACAAAAUUUUGCGUCAAUGUUUAAUGAUGAUCCAUAUUUUGCACAACAAAUCAUGUCUUAUAUAGCAACAGCACAACAACAACAACCAGAAGUUAUUGAAAUAAUGGAUGAAUAG
Messenger RNA from Adineta steineri, 1067 nucleotides. Lineage: Eukaryota; Metazoa; Rotifera; Eurotatoria; Adinetida; Adinetidae. The record is from the annotation of a GenBank genome assembly.